Molecule: messenger RNA, 6325 nt
Organism: Mugil cephalus (flathead mullet)
Lineage: Eukaryota; Metazoa; Chordata; Actinopteri; Mugiliformes; Mugilidae
Gene: ccdc162
Exons: 39
Coding region: 24-5543 (1839 amino acids)
Source: RefSeq, a predicted model, not a curated record
CCAUCUUCAGACAACAGGAGCAGAUGAAAACGUUUCCUCAGUAUGACGGCACAGACGUCAAAGAUGGCCAGUGGGGGAGGAACAGUGCGAACAUGGCUGUGAAGAAGGAGGCGAACUGGAUUCCCUUUAUCCAGGUGAAACCCAGACGGGAUCCGUGGCGACAGAAGCUCAUCACUAAGCUGAAAGAAAAGAAAGAGGUUGAUGAGCUGCUGAAGAUGCACUGCAGGUUUCUUCAGGUUCCUGAUCUGCUCCAAGUGGCUGCAGCUCUGAAACAACACGCCGCUCACGUUGGCGACUCACAGCCGUCCUCAUCCACCUCACACUGCAGCAGGAUGCAACAGAUCUCUGAGGUCUGGAUGAGCCUUUACAAAGCUACCAGCAUCAAUCAGGAAACACACCAGUCCAGGUCCAGAGGGAGCGACAACGAGAGGUUGAAGAGACAAACAUCAAGCUUGACUAAUGCAAGUGGAUACUCUUUGGAGGACAGUCUGCAGAUUCUGGGUCUGGACGACAGUUUAGAGGAAGUCGCCUCAGAUCCAUCUAUAACCAGAGGAGCUUACAUGUCCCUGAUUUUUCUGCGGCAUCUGAAACUCAGAGAUCUCCAGCGUGUCUGCCUGGGGAUGCUGAACUACCUGCGCUCCGUGGAGAGGACUUUGACCUUUGACCUGGCGGGGCUGCAGCAGGAGGAGGACCGGGGGCUGUGCAGCACGGCGGAAGAGACGGGAUGGAUGAACGCAGCCAGAGGAGGACGAGGGGAGGCGGGGGGUCUCGGCUCGCUCCAGUGCGUCCACAACACCCCCGUCGACUAUAAGGUCCGCUGCUCGGAGUUCAUGGAAUUCGCAGAGGUUGAGAAUCUUCACGAUUUCUACAGCUGCUCAGAGCAGCGUUUCAUCCACACUCAGGACCAGAGGGGCUUUUUCAUCAUGUACGAAGCUGCUCUGAGGGACCUGCAGGAGCUGAGGGACGAGCUUCUCCUCGUCGGCUCGCACUUCAUCCACAGAAGCAGGAUUAAACUAAACGGGAAGACCGAGGCGGCGGACGUGGACUCCUGGGCCGGGACGGACGUGGACCGGGUCGGCGUUCUCCUCGACCUGUGGACGUGUGAGACUGAGUUUCUGGAGAGUAAAGUGGAGCUCUUGAACUGUUACUAUGAGGCCUACCAGCAUGCAGCUGGCACCGAGGAGAGGUUCGCACUGGCCCGAGUUAUCACUGACAUAAUGCACAGGAGGCCACAGCUGGACCUGGAGCAGGAUUACUUUGUGCAGGUCUACAGGGCCGAGACCGGCUGCCUUCAGAGCCACCAGCAGCUGAUCCGAGACGUUCUGGACAAUCAGAUAAAGAGGCAGCGUCAGUACCUUGAGCGCAUCUGGGGAGACGGCCGCAAACCCUCCUUUCCCGACUACGGCCUUCUACCGAACUACGUUCCCAAACACCCGGUGUCUCUGGGAGGCAGCAGCCCUGCCCUGAUGAACAUAUUCCUGCUGGAGGUUCACUCGUCUCUUUGUCUGGCCUCUGCAGUCUACGAGGGCUUAGUUCAGGCUCACGCUGAGCUCCGUCAGCUGCACCGAGCUACGAGCGUUGCCGACGACCUCGGCCUGCAGCAGACGCUCUUGCGCCGGGCCCUGCAGAGCUGGAACAACCUGGCUUCACCCGGAGCCUCCUACAGCUCUCAGAUACAGAGAGAUUUGUUCUCAGGCGUGUUUUUCGAGGAUCCGGUUUUGGUGCAGAAGGUCGGCCUGUCGCUGGUGAAGUCUGCAGAGGAGCGGGACGUGGAGCAGGCGCAGGAGAAACAGCUGCACGCCGUGGAAGCUUUCUCCAGGCUGCUGGAGCUCGUCACCGUCCGCCAUCGUCUGCUGGAAUCAGCCUCAGAGACGGCACAUCUGGCACAGUUGUACAGAAAUGUGGCCUCAGAGCUCGGCUUCGGUGAGUCCCACCUCUACCUGAGGCCGCUGCAGUUUGAGGCGGCCGAACAGAAGGACCGAGUCCUGCAGAGGCCUGUUUUCAUCACAUCCACACUGGAGGACGACAGUUCCGUGGACAGGUUCACCCCGUCCCACCUUCCUCUGAGCAUCCACGAACUGGAUGAGAACCAGAUCGGGAGGUUUAGCUUCAACUCGGCGGAGACAGUUACUCACCUUAUGAACGAGCAGAGCGUGGAGAACCUGCAGGUGACUCUGGCCUGUCAGGUUACACAGAAGAACGCCUUGAUGAGUGCGGUGAAGCUCGCUAGUAUCUGUCACUGGGCAGCUUCGGCCGAGAGCCAAGUUAAAGACGCAGCGUUUGACUCCAAAUCUGGAGGCGACACAAGAACCCUGCAUGAAAACUCGUUACCAUCCAGAGCCUCCAGGACCACUCCCACCUCCACAAAGGAGAGGGUGAUGGAAGCCUUUGUGUCCAUCCAGCUGGAAAAAGUGGGUCUGCGUGAUGAGAUGCUGAAUUCAUUUGUGAAGAAGAAACAGGCCGCGGGGGGCUUCAUAAGAGCCCCGGAGGAGGCGGCGAAGGCGAAGAUCAAGCGGGAGCUCAUAAUCGACUUUCUCAGGAAGUUCAGCUCUCGGACGUCGCAGCACUGCGUGAGAGCGCAGGUUGUCGCGUAUUACUACAGUCUAACCUCCCUCCUGGACAACGUCCCCUCCAUCCGUCAGUCCCACUUCAUGAUUGGACAGCGCAAAGACGUUUUAGAUCCAGGAGCUGAAGUUUGCCCCGACCCCAGGAGCUUCCAGCGCCGGGCGCUGCAGCUGCUCCGUGACGACGGCAGAGCUGUCCUCAACCUGUGGUACGUCCCCCACUUCACCGAGGUUCUCCACAUGUUCAGAGCGCUGGACACUCUGGCUUGUGCUGAAGCUCUCCAUCACACACUGCAGAUAGCCUCAGCUCUCCACAACAUUAUUUAUUACCUGGUCAGUUUCUCCAGACUGGGAAACAGAGAAGACUCCUGUAGCUGGAGGGGACGACUGGAAGCGCCGGGUCCACCUCUGGACGCUGACUGGGGCGGCGCCGAAGGCAUCGGCGCGGAGCUGCAGGAAAUUCAGAGGCAGGUGGAGCAUCUCUCCGACCCCAGCAGUCCACAGUGUGUGGGUCGUCUGCUGCAGCUACGCAGGGAGGUGGUGCUGCUGCAGUUUGAUACGGCCGUCAGGGUCCUCAUCAGGGAGGCGUUCAUCUCGUCUGGCGACGUCGCCUCUCACCGGAGCGUGAGUGACAACAUGGCGGCCGCCCUCCCUCAGCUGAGUGGCAGCGCCCGGGCCGACGUGUUCAGCGUCACGCUGCCUGUUCCCCGACCUCUGGAGGCUGGAGGCCGCCAGGCGCAGAGGACGUACCCGUGGAGGAGUUUCACAGCCUGUCACGGACGGCUCCCUCUGCGCGUCUGGGACGUGCCACACAUUGAAAACUACAUGCAGCUCUGUCUGAGCGGCCUGAGCGAUCGCGGUCGGCUGCAGGCCAACGCUGCAAUCCUCGGCGCGUCCCUGCUCGUGGAGGACGUCCUGAACAGCGGAAAGGAGGCGGAGCCUGUGCGUCUCCUUGGCAACAAAGCCGAUCAAAUCCGCACAGAAACUGAAAUAGAGGGAGGGAAGAGGGAGACGGAUUCCUCCCCUUCUCCUGCUCAGGACCCGAUCAGUGUCCAGUCUGCGCUGAAGGGUUUCCUCCUGCUCACGAAGCAGCUCGAGGUCUUUAAGGAGAGCUGGGCUCGGAGGCGUUUGGGCGUUGAGGCGUUAAACACACCUGCCCUCUAUCAACAGUUUGUCAAACUCUACAGGGCUGAAGUCUUUUACCCCAGCAUGAGAGCUCUGGCUCAACAAAUGGGUAAAGAGCGCGACUAUGAGGCCCUGAUCUCUGGGAGCCAGUCUCUCCUGCCCCCUCCUGGAGCUGCAGAGGUGGAUGUGAAAACCUGGCAGCUUCACCUGCUGAUGGAGAGCGCGGAGUGCGACAUGAUCCGAGCGGUGCAGAGGAGGAUCAGCCGAGAGCUGAGCCUGGUGGCGUCGGAGAGAACUCGACAAGACGCUCGCCUCCCUACAGAGCUGUGGAAAAAGUCUCCACUGAAGUACAGUUUGUCCCCUGAGCGUCCUCAGAUGGUGGAAACGUUCACCCAGCAGCUGAUGCAGGGAGCGGAGCAGGCGGACGGAGAGCUGAAAGUUUCUCAGGAUCAUCUGUACCGAUGUCUCAGUCACCUCGCCUCUUCUGUGAUGGAGCGAGAGCGUCGCAGCUUCCUGCUCUACUCCCAGUUUUACGAACAGAUCCUGCAGCAGGAGACGCAGCUUCUCUACCAGAGAGAACAGGAUCUGAAGAGGUUUAAGGACGUGGAGAUGAACAAUUCUCACACAGAGGUGGCAGAUUAUUGCCGUGGGAUGAUGCUGGAGCUCUCAGCCCUGCAGGCCCGAGUCGCUCACCUGGAGGAAGAGAAGAAGACUUCAGAGGAGCAGCUCGGCCUCAAACUCAAGGAACGCUACGAGCCUCUGGUCCGACACCUUUUCUCCACCAGCAUCCAGCUCAAGGCCAAACUGGACGAGUAUCGCCGGCAGAUGGAUCAGGAUGUGAGCGUGAUGGUGAACAGAGUCAGGAGGGAGGGAGUGGACAGAAUCAUCAGGCUCAAGAAGAAGUACGGCUGCACCAGAGACGACGACGGACUCAGGCUCACACAGUUAAAGAGGGAGGAAGUCCACGAGUUGAGUCUGGAGAACAGCCGGCUGACGUCUCUGCUCUGUAAACUGAGGGCUCUGAGACGCUGGAGGCAGGUGGUCGACCAGGAGAAACUUCACAGAGAGCUGCUCCGAACUCAGCAGAGGGAGAUUGCGAGUCGCACCGAUGCCCUCAGAGUGAAAACCGUAUCGGAGGAGAAGGUGGUUUUCCUGCAGGAGGAGCUGGACGUCGCCCGGCGGAUGUUGUCUCAGUGUCAGGCCGAGUGCAGCGGAUACAAGAGGCUCCUCAGCAGGAAGACAGAGGAGCUGCAGGUGGUCAGGCAUCAGUCUGCGCAGGAGGCCCGCAGCAGACAGGAGCUGGACAGUUUUCGGGUGCAGAGCCUGGAGCAGAUGAGAGCCGACGUGGAGGACAGAGACAGGCAGCUCAGAGAGCUCGGCGAGCAGCUGGACAGAGGCAGCAGGAUGAACCGACUGCAGAGACAACGCAGCGCCAAAGAGAUCCGGCAGGUGAAGGGUCAACUACAGCAGGAGCGCAGCCUAAAACACGAAGCCUUCCAGCAAGUGGACAAGCUGCAGGGCCAGAUGAGCGACAUGGAGACGGCUCUCACCAGAGGAACCUCGACAGCAGCACAAAGCAGGACUUGCUGCUCGCUGUCAGUCAGCAGAUUGAGCACCCGAAGUCCCUCGGCAGGUCUAAACCGGACCAGUAAGCAGCCGCAGCAGCAGCAGCAGUCGACCCUGCAGCUUGGCAGCCUCACAAACUACAUCACACUUCAGGACUUUGUUCCAGAGCCAAGACACCCGAGAGCAGAAACAGCCUGGAGCCGCUCAAACGCCAGAGCAGACAGACCGAGAGCAGAUCCGUCUCGCCUGCGCGUCGUGACUCCGGAGACGUCGUUACCGGACCUGUGAGGGGCGGCACUAAAUCACAGCCUUCGUCUGACCCUGAUUCCAAAACAGCAGUUAACAUUUGACACAAGCGAACAAGUUUCUGACAGGUUGCACUCACAGAUGUUGUCUUCAGGAGACUCUACAAGUCCAGUUCUUGGAUAUACUGCACCGUGACGUGGACGACAAGAGAACCUUCAUAUAUGAAGCACUCGUACGUUUGCGCCAGUUACAAAAUUAGUUGCAAUUCUGUCGUGAAAAUCACUGCAUGUGCUGAGGAAAACCUCUCAGCAACAAAUCGUAAAUCCUGGUGAUGCACAGUUGAAGUAGUUGGUGCUUCUGUGCUGUGCAAUCAUCCAGCAGGCGUCUUUUUCAGGGAAGGUCUUGCUGAUUUCCAACCAAGACAAAGCCAAUCUGCACACAACACACCACCACCACCACAGUGAAAGAGUUUGCAAGCUAAACUGGCCAGCUUGCAGUCCAGACCAAACACGAGACAAAAACUACGACAAAGGAGGCCCACCCACAUUGUUGAACAGAUGUUUUCUGAGUGAAAAUGGGAGAAAAAAAAAUGCUUUUCUUGCUUUUUUAAAAAGGUAUUUUGUAGAACUAUGCUAAUUUGUCUCCUGCUAGCUCGUUGAUUCGUGUUCUGAUUGUUGAAUAUGGAUGGACUAUUUUACAGGUGUGCGUGAACUCUAAUUUAUUCUGUUCCCAAAGCCAAAAACACAAAAACUCUAAGAAGGUUUUUGUUCAUUCAGAUUCAGCAAAACGUUUUAUUGUCCAGUGCAUUCACAGUAUUUCAGAGC